Molecule: messenger RNA, 1822 nt
Organism: Amblyraja radiata (thorny skate)
Lineage: Eukaryota; Metazoa; Chordata; Chondrichthyes; Rajiformes; Rajidae
Product: regulator of G-protein signaling 21-like
Exons: 5
Coding region: 121-795 (224 amino acids)
Source: RefSeq, a predicted model, not a curated record
CAAGCGAGUACAAGCAGUACUUUCCCACUAAACCCCCACAACCCACCCCUCGACCAUCAUGGGCCCUGCCUAUAUAUCUAGCCCAGAACGUGAGAGAAGGCAGCACUUACCGAACAACACAUGAAGCAGUGCCUACUAAAUCAACCAUUGCACACCAACCAGACAGACAUGCCCGAACUCAUGCUGUGUCAGAGCUCAUCAACCAAAGAGAAAGACAUCAAUGACUGCAGAACCAAAGUGGCUGAGAAAAAGAAAGCAAAGGACCUUGCCAAAGAUCUCAAGAAUCGUCUGUUUUCCAUACUACUGAAUUCUGAGCCUCAUCAUCCUGCAAUUAGUUUUUUAUCCAACAUGACAGGAAAUCUCGACCUGUCCAUGGGCCUGACUCUUGAAGAGGCAACGCAAUGGUCCAAGUCGCUGGACGUCCUUCUUGCUGACCCACGUGGUGUCGCAGCGUUUAGAGCUUUCCUCAAGUCGGAGUUCAGCGAGGAGAACAUUGAUUUCUGGCUGGUCUGUGAGGAUUACAAGAAAACCAAGUCUACGGAUAAACUAGGCUCCAAGGCCCAGCACAUCUUCAGAGAGUUCAUCAGGAGUGAUGCCCCGAAGCAAGUCAAUAUUGAUGGUAAUAUGCGGGAUCUGCUCAGCAGAAAUAUUCUGAUGCCAACUGAUUGCUGUUUUGAGGGAGCCCAAAGAAUUAUCUUCGGUUUGAUGGAGAAGGAUUCGUACCCGAGGUUUUUAAAAUCGGAUGUCUAUGUAAACCUGAUCAACAAGAUACAAGCCAACCACAGCCAUCGUUAAAUGCGGAGUUCUCUGCAACAAUAAGGCGAUGAGCGCAUGGAUCACCGAGUCUACAUUGCCCGUAGUUGUGAGCGCCACAGCCUUGCGUAGAACUAGAGAGACAAUACCAGCCAGGAUGCAUGAAAAUAAAAACACAACAGUGGCACUCAAUGUCAACCGUGCCACAGUGAACUCAUUCGGAAAAAGAAAGGGCAGGGAAUAGUCCCCGACCUCAGUGACUAACACAUUUCCAAUCGCCAUGCAUAACUGCAACCCUUCUCACCGAAACCAAGAACGUUUUGCUUUCCUUCACAAGAAGAAUUAGAGGGGAAGAAACUGCGACAGAUUUGAUUUGGAAGCGGGGAAGAAUUAAUCUCCCUCAUUAACAUUGACCGUAUUUGAAGAUGAACUGGGAGAUAUUUCCUUGGUUUGUCGCCAAGUGGAACAGUUUUAGCCUGGACUGCUUUGUACUGAACUCUAUGACAAAUUACAUAAUGUUCUGAUACAGAAAUAAGGAACUGUGGUGAUGAAAGUAUUUAUUUAUUAUUGCUGGGGGUUUUUUUUUUGCUAAUUUAAAGUAAAUAGCUUGGAGUGAUGGCAUAAGAUAGCGAGUCGCAGAAUCUUUUAAAAUAUGCGGCCUUUAUUAAUGGUUGGACACAUCCUCAGUUCAUAACAAGCAUUUCAGUGACUUGUUAGGCAAGAGUUUUAUUUUAACUAGAAAGUUACUGUAAGUAUAAGAAGGUUAUUUACAUUCAAAGCAAUGAUGGCAACUGUGAAAAUAUCUUCACUGUUAUCACAUUAACUGCAACUUGAUAGAUAGUUUCAAUAAGGAUAAUCCUGACCCACUCACUUGAGUCGGCAUGUGUAAGUUCCUGUAUUACCUUUAUUUAAGUUUUAUUAGUCUUUUUACCCAUAGAGCUUCCACUUAGAGUCAUAGAACUGUACAGCAUGGAAACAAGCCCUUCGGCCCAUCUAUAUGCUGCACAGUGGCACAGCUGGUAGAGCCACUGCCUCACGGCGCCAGAGAUUUAGUUUCAAUCCUGACCUC